Messenger RNA from Rubroshorea leprosula, 1093 nucleotides. The record is from the annotation of a GenBank genome assembly. Lineage: Eukaryota; Viridiplantae; Streptophyta; Magnoliopsida; Malvales; Dipterocarpaceae.
AGUUUUUCACCUCAACAAAGAGGGAACUCCGGUGUGUCUCCUUUCUCUCCAAGUCGUCUCCCAAACCUGUCUUUACCAACCGAAAAACUCAACAUGGUAUCAGAGCUUCAAUGAUCUUGAGGGACCUCUGAUAGUGAUUUUGAGAGAACACCCGAAAAAAAAAACCCAAAAAAAUACCCACCUUUCUAAAUGGAUUCCAGUAGGUUCGUUGUGAAAUCCCUCUUCCAUUUUUUAGCCAAAUCACUUAGCAAGUGAUGAAGGCAUAUGGUAGGCCCACUAUAGCUCAAGAUCAAGCAUAGUGAGGAGAUGGUGUGAAGAGGCAAGUUGGGCCAACGAAGAGAAGGUGUUCAUGAUCUCUACAGCAAGCAGUCCAAAGGGAAAAAAGAAUGUAUGUCAAGGAUGCAGCCUGAGAAAGGAAGAAAAGUCAGAGCAUGCAUCAAAUGCUGUUCACUAAAAGUGGAAUCUGAUUAAUGACCCCAAGGAAGCUGUAGAAGAUGAAAAAAGAUGAUGAAGCAGCACUUUGAGGUACCAAUUCAUUGUUUUAUUUACUCAGAAAAAGCAAUUUAGUUGCAAAACCUCCAAAAUUUGUUUGAGGCAGCAAAAUAGCAAAAUCCAAAGAAGUAAAGCUGUAAUGAAGGAGGAGCUGAGGUUGGUUGAGAAGGAUACUACGCGGCUGUGAAAAAAAAAAAAGUGAAAACCAAGCACAAGCUGGACAGCAAAGGGCUGAUCCCAAGUGCUUAGGCAUAAAUGUUCUGAUUUUACAGCUUUAACACCAAGGAGGAAUGUUGGAGUUGUGGUGUUCAAGCUGCCAAAGUAGCAGCAAAUGAAAUUGAAAGGCUGCACAAAAUGGUAGCAAAUGAGAGCUGCACCAAAGCACGGUAGUAGCAUAGUGCAGCAAGCUAUGCUGCAAAUGUUGAUGAAAUGAGGAUGAAAUGAGGCUGUAAGAAAUGCAACUGAAAGGCUGCAAGUAGCAGCAAGUACAGCCACAUGGAGCCGCACAAAAUGGCAGAAAAUCUUCUUAAUGUAAUCUUGCUUUUAAAUGUUAGAUUUUCUUGUAUUAGAUAAAUAUUAGUAAGAAAAUUACUAUUAUGAG